GAGAUCCUCCGGGAGGGCGACACGGACCACGACGGGGAGCUGAAUUUCGAGGAGUUUGCCCGCUACCUCCAGGAGCGCGAGCGGAAGCUGCUGCUGAUGUUCCACAGCCUGGACCACAACCAGGACGGCCAGAUCGAUGUUUCCGAGAUCCAGCAGACCUUCCACAGCCUGGGCGUUUACAUCUCCCUGCAGCAAGCGGAGAAGAUCUUGCACAGCAUCGACAAGGACGGCACGAUGACCAUCGACUGGCACGAAUGGCGGGACCAUUUCAUCCUCAACCCCUUGGAGAACAUGGAGGAGAUCGUACAUUACUGGAAGCACUCGACG
Molecule: messenger RNA, 327 nt
Organism: Gekko japonicus
Lineage: Eukaryota; Metazoa; Chordata; Lepidosauria; Squamata; Gekkonidae
Product: calcium-binding mitochondrial carrier protein SCaMC-3-like
Exons: 3
Molecular function (GO): calcium ion binding
Source: RefSeq, a predicted model, not a curated record